This is a messenger RNA of Aspergillus calidoustus, 1412 nucleotides long. Lineage: Eukaryota; Fungi; Ascomycota; Eurotiomycetes; Eurotiales; Aspergillaceae. The record is from the annotation of a GenBank genome assembly.
AGAACAAUUCGCGACAGCUUGACGACCGACAGCGUAUUUUACACCGAUCUCGAUAUUAAUUAUGACAGAUAGCCCAAGCACAAAGCGGAAAGCCUCGGAGGAGGCUCUUUCCCCAGAUUCCCAGCAACAGAGCAAGAAAGCGCGCACGGAUUCACCCGAAAGGGAAUUAAAGACUGAAGAUGAUCCCCUGGAAAAGCCGCCAAUGCGAAUUGUUCCCUUUCCCGAGAAGCCCGCAGUGCUAGAGGAGCGCCAGGGCGAGAUUGAAUUCCGAGUCGUGAACAACGAUGGCUCCCGCGAUAGCUUCGUUGUGCUCACCGGAUUGAAGUGCAUUUUCCAGAAGCAGCUCCCCAAAAUGCCCAAAGAUUACAUCGCGCGAUUAGUCUACGACCGGUCGCAUUUAUCUAUAGCUAUUGUUAAACAUCCACUGGAAGUUGUAGGUGGUAUCACCUACCGACCUUUCAAUAGCCGCAGGUUUGCGGAGAUCGUGUUCUGCGCUAUUUCGUCUGAUCAACAGGUCAAGGGCUAUGGCGCUCAUCUUAUGUCCCAUUUGAAGGACUACGUCAAAGCAACAUCGGAUAUCAUGCAUUUCCUCACCUAUGCCGAUAACUAUGCGAUUGGUUAUUUCAAGAAACAAGGAUUCACAAAAGAGAUCCAACUCGACAAAUCUAUAUGGAUGGGGUAUAUCAAGGAUUACGAAGGAGGAACUAUUAUGCAGUGCACGAUGCUCCCUAAGAUCCGUUAUCUCGAGAUUGGACGGAUGCUGUUAAAGCAGAAGGAGGCAGUGCAUGCAAAGAUCCGUGCAUUCAGCAGGUCCCAUAUCAUCCAUGCGCCACCGAAAGAAUGGAAGAAUGGAGCUUGCAAGAUUGACCCGUUGAAUAUCCCAGCAAUCAAAGAGUCGGGUUGGUCGCCAGAUAUGGACGAGCUCGCCCGCCAACCACGCCACGGGCCGAAUUAUAACCAACUCUUACAUCUCCUCAAUGAUAUGCAAAACCACAGUGCAGCUUGGCCGUUCACCCAACCUGUCAAUCGCGACGAGGUACCCGAUUACUAUGAGGUCAUCAAAGAGCCAAUGGAUUUAUCGACCAUGGAAGAGAAGCACGAGAAGGACAUGUACCCGACGCCGCAAGACUUCGUCAAAGACGCUAUGUUGAUAUUCGACAACUGCCGACGGUACAAUAACGAGAACACCCCCUACGCAAAGAGUGCGAAUAAGCUGGAAAAGUUCAUGUGGCAACAGAUCCGAAACAUCCCCGAGUGGUCGCACCUUGCGGAUGGCCAUUGAAGCAGCAUUUGAGUUUACAAGCAUUGGGUGGGAGUUUGGGACAACGAUUCUUGUAUUGUUAGGAGUUUAUCAUGAAUACCCGGUAGCAUGUGGAGCAUUUAACAGAUAUCUUUCUUUCUUUCUUUCUUUU